Molecule: messenger RNA, 729 nt
Organism: Trichoderma atroviride IMI 206040
Lineage: Eukaryota; Fungi; Ascomycota; Sordariomycetes; Hypocreales; Hypocreaceae
Source: RefSeq, a predicted model, not a curated record
CUACCUCACAUUGGCGUCAAGAUGGCCCCACCAACUAACAGCGAACUGAAUGAAAAACGGGAAAAGCAUUGUAUUGGUAUCUCGCCUGAGAGAAAGUACUUCCGAAUUGGCAGCACCUGGGUUAAGCGAAGCCUUCGGUCCUGCGAAUGGCAAAAACAGAAUGGUUAUAUGCAUGUUCCUUUAUUUAGCACGGAGCGCAUCCUUAAUGAGGGUGCAUGCCUUCAGUUUCUUGCUGAAACUGGUAACCCUCUCCCAAAAUUACUUGGCUGCUUUAAGGAUAACAGCGCAUCAUACUUACUAAUUACUGAAUAUGUGGAUGGAGUUGGAAUGAACGAUCUGGAUGCUGAGAGCCAAGCCGCUGUUUCAAAAGAGCUACAAUGUCAUGUACUCACACUGAAGAAACUUACCUCUGACACUUGGGGUGGGCCAGAUAAGAUGGUCUUUCCACCAUAUCGUAUUAUGCGGAAGUCCAAUGGACAACCUUGGAGAAUGCGUCGGCGGAAGCAGCAAGACCUUGUGUUUUGUCACAACGAUCUCUCUAUGAACAAUGUUAUAGUUGAUCCAGGCACGCUUAAGAUCAAGGCCAUCAUCGAUUGGGAAUAUGCGGGGUUUUAUCCAUCUGAAUUUGAAUUUCCAUUCUACCAGAGACUAGGGCCAUCUGUCGCACUGGAAGGCGAGGUGGACGAUUUUGAUUUGUUAACGCAGAUGAUUUCUGAAGACAGGGAUUAG